CCUUCAAAAGAGUCCACCGUCACAAAACAACACGAGAGAUGGCUGGAUACAGGGCUGGCGGCGAAGAUGAGUAUGAUUAUCUGUUCAAGCUCGUGUUAAUAGGAGAUUCCGGUGUCGGAAAAUCGAAUCUACUAUCUAGGUUCACCAAAAAUGAAUUCAAUCUAGAGUCAAAGUCCACCAUAGGCGUUGAGUUCGCCACCAGGAGCCUCGAUAUCGACGGUAAAAUCAUCAAAGCUCAGAUUUGGGACACCGCCGGUCAAGAGAGAUAUCGUGCGAUUACUAGUGCUUACUACAGAGGAGCAGUAGGGGCAUUGCUUGUAUACGAUGUGACACGUCGCUCGACUUUCGAGAAUGUAAUAAGAUGGCUUAAAGAAUUGAGAGACCACACGGACCCAAAUAUCGUGGUAAUGCUAAUCGGCAACAAAUCGGAUCUUAGGCAUCUUUUGGCUGUUUCGACUGAAGAUGGUAAAGAAUUAGCCGAGAGGGAAUCUUUAUACUUCAUGGAGACUUCUGCUUUGGAAGCAACGAAUGUGGCGAAUGCGUUUAGUGAAGUCCUUUCUCAUAUUCAUAUGAUUGUUAGCAGAAAGGCUGUCGAAGCUGCCGAUGAAGUUGCUACUGCUUCUUCGGUUCCGUCUGUUGGAGAAACUAUUAACAUUAGAGAUGAUGCAUCUACUUGGAAGAAAUUCGGGUGUUGUUCGUCCAGUUAGGGAGAAAUUAAAAAAAAAAAAAACCAGGUUAAUUAAUUACUUUUGCAUAGUGUUUUUUUUUUGUGUACAUAUUAUCAUGUGUCUUUCGGACUUCAUGAUUUUCUAUAUGACUAAUUAUGCGUUGUUUGCAAGUGAGUUUUCUGUCGAUUAUGCAUGCGCGUUUUACUAUGCAUGUAUGCGAGAAAUUGAAUGAGGUGUUGUUCGAAUUUAGUUAGUAUGAUUUCGUAUUGUAUUGAGAGAUUGUGUUUUGAGUU
This is a messenger RNA of Erythranthe guttata (spotted monkey flower), 961 nucleotides long. RefSeq names its product ras-related protein YPT3. Gene Ontology annotation, molecular function: GTPase activity; GTP binding. The record is from RefSeq and is a predicted model, not a curated record. Lineage: Eukaryota; Viridiplantae; Streptophyta; Magnoliopsida; Lamiales; Phrymaceae.